Messenger RNA from Marasmius oreades (fairy-ring Marasmius), 768 nucleotides. RefSeq lists its product as uncharacterized. The transcript is spliced from 4 exons. The record is from RefSeq and is a predicted model, not a curated record. The coding region runs from base 1 to 768 and encodes 255 amino acids. Lineage: Eukaryota; Fungi; Basidiomycota; Agaricomycetes; Agaricales; Marasmiaceae.
AUGUUGCGUUCGGUCGUUACCCCUAUUCUGCCACACUAUUCACCUUUCGUACCACCACCACAAAUGCCGAUAGUGCUUCCAAAUUCACAGCCUGGAAUAUUCGAAUAUGUUACACCAAAGCCUCAAAUCCCUCGCGAACCUGUUACGGUGGCCGAUAUCGGUGUAGCCGGGCCCUUCAAAAGUUUCGUCCUCCCCCAAUACAUCGACGGCCCCAUCCAAGGCCCUGGGACACCGCAGCUUCACGAAAUGCUGCAAAAGAUCCAAAACACCCUACAAGAACAUGGAAACCGCUUGGAAGCACUCGAAGACCUCGCCAGGGGUACACACAGAGACGUCCAAAAUCUGAAAGACGAUAUGAGGGUGGUCAAGGAGGACCUUCACGGUGUCAGAGAUGGGGUCAGGGUGGUCGAGGAGGACCUCUGGGUCAGAGAUGAGACCAGGGUCAUGGAGGACGAGAUAAUAGAUGAAAACUUGGGAAUGCUGAAAUCCCACACGGAUCUUGUGCAGAAGGACAUGGAGGCCCUUAAGGUCAGCAUGGCUGAAUGUAUCAAAGAGUCGGCUGCCACCAAGGCAGUCAUAACCAAAGUAAGAAGGUUGCUUCCUCUGUUCAUGGGUUGGUUGAUUGCAAGCCCGAUGCAGUUCCUUAACCUCCAAAUAAAUGGAAAUGCCGGGCCCCUUCAGGAAGUACCUUUUUGUAGAGGGGAUAGGCCUUGGUCAAAAUGGUAUCCAGUUGAAGUGAUGGCUGAUGGUCAGCCAGUCAAGAAGUGA